UCUAUCAACUUGCCGUCCACAAUUGAAACUGGACUCCUUCCUAAUCCUUGAAGGCUAUUUCUUUUUUACUUGGCUUCCAUAGGCACGUUGCAGAUUAUGCACUGAACCCCUCCAGAGAAUUGCACAAUUCCUCUCUCUCUCUCUUUCUUUCUUUCUGAUCAAAACAGUAGGUGGAGAGAGCACCAUCCAUACAUACCCAUGCAUAUGCGCAAUCCCCACUGAUUCCCUUCCUGCACCGUCUCCUCCUCCCUCCCCCUCUCUCUGUCGUGAGAGCAUGUCCAUCAAUUCUCGGACGCUAUACCACCACUAUUUCUAAGUCAACUCCUCUUCUGUAAUCGUGACCACGUCCAGGACCCUUUGAGCGCCAAGUCUCCCCCUCCCUCCCUGCUACGAACCGACUGUCCCCGCCGCGGCCGGAACAACGAAUUAGAGAGAGACAUGGGUCUCGCUUUAAUUCUCGGCCUUGCGGCGGCCAUCGCAGCUCUUAUACUUUGCGGCUCCCUCGCCUUCAUCGCCUACCUUAAGUUCUUCCGCGCCGGGGUCCUGUCCUCCAGCCCCACCAGCGACGUCGAGCUUGGGGCAGACGAGGGCCAAGCAGCCGACGUCUCCAAACUGGCGAUCUCUCCCCAGAAAGAGGCGGACGUUCGUCGGCACAGGUGGCAGGAGGUCGAGGCCCUCCUCGGCGACCGCGCGGCCGCCGCUGUGAUCGGAGAGGGAGGCUUCAGCACCGUCUACCUAGCCCGCCUCCCCGACUCCACCCUCGCAGCCCUCAAGGUCUACGCCGGGGGCGGCGGUGAGCUCCCGCGCCGCGCCUUCCGCCAGGAGCUCGACGUCCUCCUCCGGCUCCGCCACCCGCGCAUCGUCCGCCUCCUCGCCUACUCUGACGACCGCGAAGAAGACGACGACGAAGGGGUUCUGAUGUUGGAGUACGUACCGAACGGGACGCUCCACGAGAAGCUCCAUGGUGGUGGCUCCACCCUGCCAUGGGCCGCGCGCACGCGUGUCGCGUACGAGGUCGCCGGUGCCGUCGAGUAUCUCCACGACGGAGGAGGCUCCAGCCUCCCGAUCGUCCACGGCGACCUGACGACGGCGAACGUGCUCCUCCAUGUCGAUCUCGGCCCCAAGCUCUGCGACUUCGGGUCGGCCCGGGUCGGAUUCUCGGCGGCGGUCCGGCCGGCGGCGCCAGUGGUGGGGUCACCGGGUUACACCGACCCGCACUACCUCCGGACCGGGAUCGCCUCCAAGAAAACGGACGUGUACAGCUUCGGGGUCCUCCUCCUGGAACUCCUAACGGGACGCCCAGCCGUCGGAUCGGAGGGCGGAAUGACGCUGGCGGCGGCGAUGGCGCCGCGGCUGCGGGGCGCGGGGAGUGGGGUGGCGGAGGUGGUGGAUCCCAGGUUGGGUGGCGAGUACGACGAGGCGGAGGCGGCGGCUAUGGCGGCGAUCGCCGCAUCCUGCGUCGGGGAGCAACCAACCUUGAGGCCGUCGAUGACGGAGAUACGGAGCAUCAUGCGGGAGGCGGUGGGAUCGUCGGUGAUGUCGACCUUCGAUGGGGGAUCCGAUGGGCAAAAUAAAGAAACAGAAGAGUAGUCAAGGUUUAGGCCGCAAGGAAAUUAACUUUGUAACUGUCGACUGAAACAAGGCACCGGCGCAGGUUGAUGAGAACUAAACAUUAAUAGUAGUAGUAAUAAGAUGGUUUGGUCCUAAUCCUCCUCCAUUGGGGGGAAUACAUGCGCCACAUAUAUAAAGGCAGAAUCAACGAGCUCGUUACCUAACGGAACGAAAAAACAGAAGCAUGAUAAACAUACAUCGUCAUUUCAUCUGAAA
Messenger RNA from Musa acuminata subsp. malaccensis (wild Malaysian banana), 1827 nucleotides. RefSeq names its product salt tolerance receptor-like cytoplasmic kinase 1. Lineage: Eukaryota; Viridiplantae; Streptophyta; Magnoliopsida; Zingiberales; Musaceae. Gene Ontology annotation, cellular component: plasma membrane. Gene Ontology annotation, biological process: protein phosphorylation. Gene Ontology annotation, molecular function: protein kinase activity; ATP binding. The record is from RefSeq and is a predicted model, not a curated record.